Cololabis saira (Pacific saury) is the source of this 4403-nucleotide messenger RNA. RefSeq names its product E3 ubiquitin-protein ligase Itchy-like. Gene Ontology annotation, biological process: protein K63-linked ubiquitination; protein K29-linked ubiquitination; ubiquitin-dependent protein catabolic process. The transcript has 24 exons. Gene Ontology annotation, molecular function: protein binding; ubiquitin protein ligase activity. The coding region runs from base 161 to 2914 and encodes 917 amino acids. The record is from RefSeq and is a predicted model, not a curated record. NCBI's taxonomy places the organism in Eukaryota, Metazoa, Chordata, Actinopteri, Beloniformes, Belonidae.
UGGGAGCUGAAGAUGGUGGAAGUUUCUUCCUGCGAGGAGUGAAAUCCAGACCGAGACGUCAACAAACCCCCGGGACAGCGACCGGGACGUCCUUCCAGCGGCGCCGUCCGACAUCCACCGUCUCCCCCGGGUUCCGCGCUUCUCCUCCCAGCCUUAUGUCAUGGCCAGUGGAGUCACCAAGUCGGGCACUUCCAAUGGUUACCCUCUGAAGGCACAGCUGCAAAUCAUUGUGCUAUCAGCUAAACUUAAAGAAAACAAGAAGAACUGGUUUGGUCCCAGUCCUUACGUCGAGCUGACAGUUGACGGUCAGUCAAAGAAAACCGAGAAAUGCAACAACACCCACAGCCCCAAAUGGAAGCAGCCCCUCACCGUGAUUGUGACGCCGUUCAGCAAACUAGUGUUCCGUGUGUGGAGCUACCAAACGCUGAAGUCAGACGUGCUGCUCGGCGUGGCCACUCUGGACGUCAGCGACACGCUCAAGUCCAACGACAUGAAAAUUUGUGAGGUGGUGCAGACGCUGCAGCUGUGCACGGACAGAGACCAGACGGAUGUGGUGGGAGAUCUGUCCGUCUGCCUGGACGGCAUGACCGUCGACCCCGAGAUGUUUGCCACGGCCGAAGCCAACCACCACAAUACAUUAAAUGGGGAAUCCCAGCCUAAUGGUGAUCAUGUCAUAAGGCCCAGUCGAGACAGUUCUCCAGCGGUGGACGGUGUAGAGCACAGAUCUUCUCCCAGCGCCCGGAGGACCAGCAACAGUAAAGGGUCUCCAUCGGUCGGGGGGAGGCCUAUCCGACCUCCGAGGCCCUCCAGACCUCCUCCUCCAACCCCCCGCAGGCCCACCUCCUCACCAGGUCAGGCUUCCACCUCCUCACCAGGUCAGGCUUCCACCUCCUCACCAGGUCAGGCUUCCACCUCCUCACCAGGUCAGGCUUCCACCUCCUCACCAGCAUCAUCCAGAACUGUCUCUGCUCCACCAGACAGUAACGGCAGCCAGUCGGCUCCCGAUACGCCGGUUCCAGGACCGUCGACCGCCCCAGACUCCAGUCCGUCGGCCGGUUCAGACAGAAGCUCCACAUCUGCUUCUGCUCCCGCUCCCCCGCCCGGAGCCCCGGCGGCCAGACCGGCGCCGAGCAGCAUCACCCCGACGCUCCCUCCCAGAGUCCCGGCAGCCAACGCUGGACCUUUAGCAGCUGGAUGGGAGCAGAGAGUGGAUCCGAAUGGCCGGGUUUAUUACGUCGAUCAUGUGGAAAAGAGAACGACGUGGGAGCGCCCUGAACCAUUGCCCUCUGGCUGGGAGCGUCGCGUCGACCAGAUGGGGCGGGUCUACUUUGUUGAUCAUAUCACAAGAACCACUACGUGGCAGCGGCCCACGAUGGAGACGGUGCGGAACUAUGAGCAGUGGCAGCACCAGCGCAGCCAGCUGCAGGGCGCCAUGCAGCAGUUCAACCAGAGAUUCAUCUUCGGGGCGCAAGACCAAGUCACGGCCACUCAGAAUAAGGAGUUCGAUCCUCUCGGGCCUCUGCCGCACGGAUGGGAAAAGAGAACAGACUCCAAUGGCAGAGUUUAUUUCGUGCACCAUCCUACUCGUGCCACGCAGUGGGAAGACCCUCGAACGCAGGGACUGUUGAAUGAGAAGCCACUUCCAGAAGGAUGGGAGAUGAGGUUCACCGUCGAGGGGAUUCCUUACUUUGUGGACCACAACAGGAGAACCACCACCUACAUCGACCCGCGCACGGGAAAGUCCUCACUUGAAAAUGGACCCCAGAUCACCUACGUUCGAGACUUCAAAGCCAAAGUUCAGUACUUCAAAUUCUGGUGCCAGCAACUCGCAAUGCCUCAACACAUCAAGAUCACAGUGACCAGGAAAACCUUGUUUGAGGAUUCCUUCCAGCAGAUAAUGAGCUUCAAUGCUCAGGAUCUGCGGAGGAGACUGUGGAUCAUCUUUCCUGGAGAGGAAGGUCUCGAUUACGGAGGCGUUGCCAGGGAGUGGUUCUUCCUGUUGUCGCAUGAAGUUUUGAACCCCAUGUACUGCCUGUUUGAAUAUGCCGGUAAAGAUAACUACUGUCUCCAGAUCAACCCCGCCUCCUACAUCAACCCCGACCACCUCAAGUACUUCAAGUUCAUAGGACGCUUUAUCGCCAUGGCUCUCUUCCACGGCAAGUUCAUCGACACUGGUUUCUCGCUGCCGUUUUACAAACGCAUCCUCAACAAACCGCUGGCCCUCAAAGAUCUGGAGUCCAUAGACCCGGAGUUUUACAACUCCCUCAUGUGGAUCAAGGACAACGACAUCGAGGAAUGUGGCCUGGAGAUGUUCUUCUCUGUUGACAAGGAAAUCCUCGGGGAAAUCAGCACCCACGACCUGAAAGAGAACGGAGGAGAGAUUCAGGUCAAGGAAGAGAAUAAGGAGGAAUACAUAAGGCUGGUAGCAGAGUGGAGGUUGUCCAGAGGAGUGGAGGAGCAAACCGAGGCUUUCUUUGAAGGUUUCAAUGAGGUCCUCCCGCAGCAGUACUUGCAGUACUUCGACGCUAAAGAGCUAGAGGUGAUGCUGUGUGGAAUGCAGGAGAUCGACCUGGUGGACUGGCAGAGACACUCCAUCUACAGACACUACGCCCGCAACAGCAAACAGAUCGUCUGGUUCUGGCAGUUCAUAAAGGAGAUGGACAAUGAAAAACGGAUGAGGCUGCUGCAGUUCGUCACUGGAACUUGUCGCCUGCCUGUCGGAGGUUUCGCCGACCUGAUGGGAAGCAACGGCCCUCAGAAGUUUUGCAUUGAGAAGGUUGGAAAAGAAAACUGGCUUCCCAGAAGUCACACAUGCUUCAACAGACUGGACCUGCCGCCUUACAAGAGCUACGAGCAGCUGAAAGAGAAGCUGAUGUUUGCGAUUGAGGAGACGGAAGGCUUCGGCCAGGAGUGAUCCAUCGUUUGAUCCAUCGUUUCAGUACCGGGUGCAAGAGUCAGGACGCGGUGAAAACGGGGAGCCUCUGCAGAACAGGCAGGACUUAUCUGGGAGUCCACAAUCAUGCAUGUACGCACCUGCCGGUACCUUUCUGGGAGCUUUUCCUGCAUUACCGGCACAUAUUUGGGAUUUGGGAAUCUGCCCUGUUCACGGAGCUCACAGCCUGAUCGAUGUGGGAAAAAUUAGAGUUUAAAACUGAAAUGCAAAAGCUGCUCCCGUCUCUGAGAAUGUCAGCCGUCGUGACAUCAGUAGAUUCACAAACGCGUGAUCACAAGGAGCACUGGUUUCAGCAAUAAUAAUAAUAAUAAUAGACUGAGAAGGUGUGGUUUUAGUGUUUUCUUUAUUUUUAAACGUGAUCCAGCUGCAUUAGAAUAAGACUCACACUUUAACCUGCAUCCGUACUAAUGAUUGAACGUUUUUACGAGCAAAAAACGGCAACACAGGGGCAGGAGGAGACGAGUAACUCUUAAAAACGCCGUGCUCCAAAUUAACAGAUAAAUAACAAGACAAUCUUGGUGCUUCAGAGAUUUUGGGAUCCUGUUUUGUGCUCUGGGUUAAAUAGUGUUUGAUCUGUGAAUCGAUUAAUGAUUGUGAAAAGUGUUGUAACCUCCAUUAUUUGUAGUGGUGGUGGCAAAUGUGAAACACAACUUUAACUGACCCUAGUUUUAUAGGGCCGGAGUUUGCUCGCCGUGGCGUGAAGUGGGACUUUGUGGAUUAGAGUAUACUCUGUAAGACCUUUUACGGAUCUUUAAUUUCAGCUUUAAUAACAUUUUACAUCUUCUGUCUUUUUAAUUUAAUUUACAGAGCGAUCUUGAUUUAAAACGAGAUCCUGGAGAAAUGCUUUAUGAUCUAAUUCAUUUUUAUUAUUAUUACUAUUAUUAAUACUUAAACAAACCCUAAAAACAGAUAAAACACCAAAACUAGGUCAAACCAAAUCAAAUUUCCAAAUUUUAGGGCAUUUUCGAUGCAUUACUUGAGAAACGGCAUGUAGCUCUUCAUAAACUUGUAGCAUCUGAAUCUGACGGAGCUCCUUCCUCGACUUCGUCAAAACGCCACAGAAUACCUCGACGUGGAGAAGGAAGAUUAACAAAUAAAAUAAAAAAUUAGCAAUACUCCUAGAAAAAGACAGAAUGCAGUAUUUUAACAGUUUAGUCUGCGCUUAUUUCACCUGCAGAACACAUUACCUCUGAUUAACGUCCCGUUGCACCAAACACUCGUCUUCCGUCGGCUGCGUUUCGUUUGGACUGAAUAACAUCGUAGAAAUGUACGAAGAUGAAGUUUAAAAAUGUGACGGCGAGGUGAAGAUUGUGCUCAUGUUGGAUCCUUUCAUUAGUCCUUUCACCCCUGAAAUAAUAAAACACCGGGUUCUUGUAAGGGCUCAAAUUAAAGCCAUAAAUAUUUUGUAUCUGUGAAAAGAUGUUCACAUGUAUAAUAAGGUUUUGCAGCU